Molecule: messenger RNA, 792 nt
Organism: Cucurbitaria berberidis CBS 394.84
Lineage: Eukaryota; Fungi; Ascomycota; Dothideomycetes; Pleosporales; Cucurbitariaceae
Exons: 3
Coding region: 58-627 (189 amino acids)
Biological process (GO): ribosomal large subunit assembly; cytoplasmic translation
Cellular component (GO): cytosolic large ribosomal subunit; ribosome
Molecular function (GO): RNA binding; structural constituent of ribosome
Source: RefSeq, a predicted model, not a curated record
UUCGUGGCGGUGACAUCAGCAAUCAUCAAAACCGAACUUUGAACUCUGAUCUCUAAAAUGCCAUCAGCUACAGCAAUGGGCGACCAGAAAGCCUCAAAGUACUAUCCCGCUGAGGAGGAGGCGCAAAUGAAGAAGGCCCGCAAGACCGCCCACCCGACCAAAUACCGCGAUUCUCUCACUCCCGGCACCGUCUUGAUCCUCCUCUCCGGUCGUUUCCGCGGCAAGCGCGUCGUUCUCCUACGCCAGCUCGAACAAGGUGUUCUCCUCAUCACCGGCCCGUUCAAGUCAAAUGGCGUCCCACUGCGCCGCGUCAACCACCGCUACGUGAUCGCUACCUCGACCGUUGUCGAUAUCGCAGGUGUUGACGAGGAGGUCGUAGAGCGCGUGAGCAAGGACGAGUACUGGGCAAGGGAGAAGAAGGAGAGCAAGGGCGAGGAUGCGUUCUUUGAGCAGGGCAAGGAGGGUGAGGUGCAGAAGAAGGAGACAGACCCACAGCGGAUAGAGGACCAGAAGAAGGUGGACAAGGCGCUCAUGGCGAACAUCAAGAAAGUGCCGGAGCUGGAGGGAUAUCUUGGAGCGAGCUUCAGCUUGAGGGGCAACGAGAGGCCGCACGAGAUGGUCUUCUGAGCAUGUGCAUGAUGGUGGACAUUAUACCGGAACGAUUUUCUGGAUGAGCUUACGAAGUACGAAACGAGAGGAUGCAAAAGCCCAAGCUCUUCGUCUGCUGACGAGAACCCCAAAGAUGGAUUCGAGCAGCAUCAUGACACGAAUUUAUACGUAGAUUAUACCCAC